This is a messenger RNA of Malassezia vespertilionis, 1461 nucleotides long. RefSeq names its product RAM signaling network component (gene SOG2). The record is from RefSeq and is a predicted model, not a curated record. NCBI's taxonomy places the organism in Eukaryota, Fungi, Basidiomycota, Malasseziomycetes, Malasseziales, Malasseziaceae. The coding region runs from base 1 to 1461 and encodes 486 amino acids. The transcript has a single exon.
AUGCCCGUGCCGCCGAGCUCGCCGGGGCAUGCGCUGCACAGGCCCUCUGCAGUUAUGGAUACUGUGUCGGUGCCUGGCUCGCCAGGGGCUAUAGCGCCGACGGGCUUGCGUAUGCUGAGUCUGCCCACGGUCGGUGCGACGCAAGCAGCCGCCGACGCGGCCGUGGCGGCAAUGAAUUUGGCUCCCACGCGGCGCUUCGACCCCAUGCUAUCGAAAGAAGAGCGGGCAGACACGCGCGUAGAUUCGCAGCGUACGCGCUAUUUUCGACGGCUCUCUGCAUUGCCGCCUCCGCCAGUGCACGCGCCGGUCCUGCCUACGCCGCUGCUGAAAUUUGUCGACGCCAUUCGCGGUAUCCUCUUCUCCCUUUCUCAGAUCUACGCCGCGCUGCAGCAGCACAUUUGUGUAUCUACAGACGAGAGUGUAGCGGCGCAGUUCCAGCGGCCCCUCGGUGUGUCGGACGUGUCGCUCACAAUGCUGAUCGGCGCACUGGACAAGUUCGACGUGGCGGCACAGCGCGGCGUUCCUGAGCCUCCUGUGCUGCGCUUCGUGCUCGAUGCGUGCCAGGAGAGUGUGCGCACAUUCCAGAGAAUGGUCGCGAUGCUGCACAUGCAACUCUCCCAGCUCGAGCAGAGCGUCGAUGUGCGCUUCACACGAACACUCUUGCUCAUGCUCUACGGAAGCGUCGCGGAGAUCCGGAAUAGCGCCGCGAUCAUGUCGCCGCAAAUGACCGCAGUUAUGCCGUACCUUGCGCAGGACGCAUGCGCCGAGCAAGAAGGCAAUGAGUCUCCGCCCUCGCUCCUGGCCACGCCACUCUCGCACGCCCGCUCCGCAAAACACAAGGGCGGCUCGAUAUCGUCCAUUGCCUCGCUCCGCGCUCCCCACAUGUCUCCGUCUGCCUCUUGGAAAGUGUCGCCGCGGAUAGGGGCGCCGAGCCCAUCCGCAGCGACACGCACGCCCAAAGGGCCCGUGCGCUCGCUGAGCGGCCCCUGCCGCGCGGGUGCACCCGAGCCCAGCGCGAUCGAUGCACAGCUAUACAGCCUGCUCAACCAAGUCACCGAUAGCUCCCUCGCCAUUUGGCAUGAGCUACACACCUAUAUCCAGUCCUCCCUGCAGCAGGACACAUCGCCCGCGCAACCCGGAACUCCCACAGGAACACGCUCCCGCAGAUUGCGCGAUGUUGACGAAAUGUGCAAGAGCACCAUGGAACUGACAAGCCGCUUGCAAGGCACCAUGGCGCGCUUUCACGAAGACGCAGCGCGCAACGCCGCUGCGGCACCUGACGAUGCCCAGCAGCUAUGGGAGGAAGCAAACCAUUUCGUCCGUGCAAUUAUCCAUAUCUCUACCCUUAUCAAGGCCGUUGCGGCGAACAAUCCGUUCCCGCGCGAGCUCAUGCGCCGCGUCGGCGAGCUGAACCACGGCUGCUCCACAUUGGCCGCCGAGCUGCUGCGCGUGUGUCCGUAG